AUGUUGGCGAGUAUAAAGCAGCGUAAGUCAAUAGCAAUCAUAGGCGGCGGCCAAUCGGGUGCCACCGCUUGCAAGGCCUGUCUGGAGGAGGGUUUCGAUGUCGUGGUAUACGAGCGGACGGCCUAUACGUGCGGUCUCUGGCGGUACCGACCGGUGCCCGAAGAGGGCGUCGGAUCGGUCGCCAAAUCGACGCUCAAUUUCUCGAGCAAAGAGAUGUUCGCCUUCUCGGACUUCCCGCCCGACCCUCGAGUGCCUAAUUAUAUGACACACACAGAAGUGGUCAAAUAUUUUGAAGCAUACAACGAAACAUUUAAUUACGAAAAGUACGUCAAACUCCGUCACGAAGUGACUCGCGUGGAGCCGAACGCCGACUACGAGAGCACCGGUCGGUGGAAAGUGUCGGUCAAAGACCACAACAAUGCGGGCGAAGAGAGUGAACGCGUUUUCGAU
This is a messenger RNA of Medioppia subpectinata, 450 nucleotides long. NCBI's taxonomy places the organism in Eukaryota, Metazoa, Arthropoda, Arachnida, Sarcoptiformes, Oppiidae. The record is from the annotation of a GenBank genome assembly.